This is a messenger RNA of Mollisia scopiformis, 888 nucleotides long. Its product is annotated as HpcH/HpaI aldolase/citrate lyase family protein. The transcript has 3 exons. Gene Ontology annotation, cellular component: cytoplasm. NCBI's taxonomy places the organism in Eukaryota, Fungi, Ascomycota, Leotiomycetes, Helotiales, Mollisiaceae. Gene Ontology annotation, molecular function: aldehyde-lyase activity. Bases 1 to 888 code for a protein of 295 amino acids. The record is from RefSeq and is a predicted model, not a curated record.
AUGAUAGCAUACCGGGCUCCAUCCCUUCUUCAACCUCAUCGAUUCAGAGAAGCAAUCAAAGAUGCUCACGAUGGAAAGAUUCGUCCUUUAGUCGCCUACUUCUGUGGACUUUCAUGUCCACCUAUUGCCAAGGUCAUUGCUCAAAUGGGAUAUGACAUGGUGGCCGUUGAUUGGGAACACAGUUCUUGCAACGUUGAGACCAUGACACAGAUGGUCCACGACAUCCAAUUCAUGAGUGAAGGCAGAAGCCAUGCUCUCGUCCGUGUCCCAGGCCAUGACCACGCCGCCAUCGGGUAUGCUCUCGACGCCGGUGCCUCUAUCAUGGUCCCCCAAGUCAACACCGUCGAAGACGCCAAGCACAUCUGCUCCGCCGCCAAAUUCGGCGCCAUUCGCAACGGCACACGAUCUGCGCCUCCCGCCCGCUUCCUUCCCGGCAUCUCGGACAUCGGCUCUGACCCAUCACUCGGCUGGCACGAAAAUGCCAACAACAAUGCCGCCGUCAUGAUCCAAAUCGAAACCUUGGAAGCUAUCCACAACCUCGACGAUAUUUUGACCGAAUGCGGAGACCAGAUCGACGCUGUCUGGUUGGGGACCCUCGAUGCACGAGUCUCGAUGGGGUUGCCUGCCAACGGCGGAAUGGGUGGUACGGAGCAAGAGUGGCUUGAUGCUGUGGCGGUGUAUGAGAGUACGAUGGCCAAGCACAACAAGCCUGCCACGGGGUUCAGCAUGGGUACACCUGAGCAGAUGGAGAGGACUGCGAGGGGUAAGUGUCUCGUUGUUGUUGGAGCUGAGUUUUAUGCUGUUAUGUUCAAUUGUAUGGAACAGCUUGGCAAGUACAGAGCGUUUUUGCCCCAGCAGAACUAUAAGGGGGUGUACAAACAGCUGUAA